UCCCUUCUGUUUUGGUAGAAUCUAUUAGCCAGGUGGCAAGGUCAAUUAGGAGAACUCCAGCUGGCAACUCGUAUCUCAUAGUAGUUGCAACUCUGUGGGUGACAAACAAAGUAAACAAAGCCCAUUGAAAGUUGAAUAAUUUAAACGAAAGAUGGAAAAAGAGCCCAAGUCCAUUAAGGAGGACUCUUCCUUCGAGGAGGCCCUGCCUGAGACCAAGGUGCAAGAACCGGAGGAGAGCGGCAGUUCGAACGGAGAAACCGACGAAGAAGGUCAGCAGCAGGAUCAGAAAAAUGUGGACUCCAUCAUCGCGGAGAUGGACGAGAAGGAGGACAAGGAGCAGGAGGAGGCAGGUGGCCAGCAGAAGCAAAGCGAGGAGGACCUUCGCAAGAUGUAUGAACUUAGUCUCCUCUCGCCCGCUGCCAUGGCAGCUCACAUCCAGCGCUUGGAGAAGGAGGUGUACGAGCUGAGCCAACUGGAGGCCAGGGAGCUCAACCGGAGCAAACACCUGCGCAUCUUCUGCAAUUCGCGUCGUCGAGCCAACAAGUGAACGAGUCACAGGCAAAUCUGCUUACCGAGUGUUCCACGAUGACUUUGAUGGUAUCGAAUAAAGGGUCG
Drosophila ficusphila is the source of this 615-nucleotide messenger RNA. RefSeq names its product chromo domain-containing protein cec-1. The transcript is spliced from 2 exons. Bases 152 to 547 code for a protein of 131 amino acids. The record is from RefSeq and is a predicted model, not a curated record. Gene Ontology annotation, biological process: regulation of DNA-templated transcription. NCBI's taxonomy places the organism in Eukaryota, Metazoa, Arthropoda, Insecta, Diptera, Drosophilidae. Gene Ontology annotation, cellular component: DRM complex.